AGGAUCAAGAAGAAGAUGCGUGAACAGGCACUCCAGCGAACUGCUUUUGAGAUGACGGAAAAAAGCAAGCGGAUGGAGGCUCAUAUUCAGGACCUGGAGCGUGAAAUCAAGUGGCUUAAGGCCUUAGUCGUAGAGAAGAGCGAAGGAGGGUUGGCAAAGCUGGUGAGCGAGCGACCAAUUCCAACAGCACGCCAGUACACUCCAGCUCCAUAUCCGCCAGCAAACAGCAUGUCAUUGCCACAGCAGGAUCUUUUACACAGUCAAGAAGACGACGAUGACGAUGACUAUAACUAGAUUCUCUUUCGGCUACAUUCUUUGUCCUUACUCUCGUUUCUUACUCUUCUUGGUCUUCUUCUUCUUCAAUCUCCAUUAUUUCAUAUGUUUCUUUUUCCUUUGACUAACCAUAUGUCCAUCUCUCCCCUUUCAAUUCUUCUUUUUCCUUUUCUGAAACCUCUUAUUUCUGAACGAUGCUAUGUUCCCCUUUCUUUUCUUAUGGCCAACCCUUUUUCUUUCCUCAAAAUAUGCUUUACAAAAACUUUUCUUAUCCCUUUCCCUUUACACCAGUCUGAACCGAAAAAUGUUG
This is a messenger RNA of Zychaea mexicana, 583 nucleotides long. RefSeq lists its product as uncharacterized. The record is from RefSeq and is a predicted model, not a curated record. The transcript has a single exon. The annotation marks the transcript as partial. Lineage: Eukaryota; Fungi; Mucoromycota; Mucoromycetes; Mucorales; Lichtheimiaceae.